Molecule: messenger RNA, 3562 nt
Organism: Scatophagus argus
Lineage: Eukaryota; Metazoa; Chordata; Actinopteri; Scatophagidae
Exons: 7
Coding region: 307-2106 (599 amino acids)
Molecular function (GO): protein binding
Source: RefSeq, a predicted model, not a curated record
AACACCUGCACACCUGACUACAGCCACUCCUCAGAGAUGACUGAGGAACGGAGGCAGAAAAAUGCAGAGAAACUUCACACAUCUUUAACAUUUUACAGGACUUUCUACACUGAUUAUGGUUUUUGUCGGGAAGGAUUUUGCUGAUUAGGGCGUUUACGUGUUGUUUUUUUGUUUGGGUAUUUUUUUUUUUAUUAUUAUUAUUAUUUUGCGGGUUUUUUCUUCUUUGUUUUUUGCGUCUGUUGCUUUUGUUUACAGCCAAAAACUUUGCGGCAGCAUCUUGACAGUAGGACAAAUACCCAUAAAAAGAUGUGGUCCAUGAGGGUCAUCAUCCUCCACCUGUUCUACUGUGCUUGUCUUUCAACUAAAACUGGGAGCGUGUAUUUUAUCUCCAGGAACUUUAACAACACACUUCACUGGGAUGCUGCGAACCCUGCCUUCCCAGGGGAAAAUGUCAACUACAUGUACAGUGUGCAGUACAAGAGUGAUGCUAAAGGGCAGUCGUUCCAGAUGAAAGAAGGGUGUCAGAACAUUACUGCUCUGUCCUGUGACCUCACUGCAGAAACCCCAUCGCUUCCUGAUGUUCACUACUGGGCUAAGGUGUUCGUUAAUGGUCUCUUUUACAACUAUACCAGAGUCAGAUUUAAACCCUUUGCAGACACUAUUCUUGGACCACCCACCCUGUCUAUAAAGACAACUGUGUCAUCCUUGUAUGUUAAUGUCAACCUGCCUUUGGGGCCAAACGGAGUCUCCAUUGCAGACAUAAUCACCAAAAGCAAAAACGGACCUGUGAAAACUUCUAUUAUUUAUACCUUAAAAAUCACACACCCAAAGUGGGCUGAAGUGACUUGUGAAAACUCAACUGGCAAGUUUGUCAUCAACUUGAAGAACAACAAAACCAAUUACAGUGGCUAUGUGUUCUACACGCCCAAUUCUGAACGGGGUCGCCCAGAAAGUGAGAAGGCCUACUUCAGUGUCACACUGCCAGACGAUCCUCUCAUGUUUUUGCCAUGGUUCAUCGCAGCCGCUGCUCUUCUGGUGGUCAUAGUCAUUAUAUCAGUCGUGUGCAUGUGUAUCUAUGUCAACGGUGGCAAGACUAAGAGCAUACCACACAAACUGGUAACCACUUCCAGCAUCCCGCCCAGUGUACUGCAGUCUCUAGAUAGCGAUAUCAUCAUUUCCAAACCAGAGUUCUGCUCUCAAAGUGAGAAAACAGUUUACGCACAAAUUCGGACGAAGCCAACUGUGUCCUCAGCUGGGGUUGGAGGUUAUUCUCCCCAGGACACCCCCUGCCAAGCAUGGCAAGACACCAGUGGCUCUUCUGUGGACACAGGGGCACACAGUUCAGCCCCAAUUCCAGAGGACACAAGCGCCCAGUCCUCCGAAAACUAUGGCGCAGUGGUUGCCCAUGUCCCCACAGAGGAGAAAGAUUUUCAGCAAGCCACCAUUAAAGACAGAGCAACCAGCAACACACCGUUGAUUUCCAGUGGAGGAAGCUGGGAUAAAGGAGGAAUAAGUCCAAAGCUGACAUCACAUGGAGUACCACCAAUACAUAAUCCAGGCCCUUUUGACAAUCCCAAUAGGCCAAUUCUGUUGCACGCAGUACGAGAUUCCAACGGACAACUCAUCUUGCCUUCACUCAUUUUUCAGUUAGAGAGCAGCACAGGCGACACACAGAGAAAACCCCUUUUAUCUGACCUGAUAGACUCCCAGGGGGAGGGGCCAUCAUUAGCUUCCUUGCAGAGCUUAGAUGGCUCCGAGUGGUCAGACUCUGAGUGUGAUAAUAGCACUCUAAACACACCAACCCAGCUGUACUGCAACACCCAUUACUCCCCAUCUCAACCAGUUGCUCCAGAUUCCUGGCCAGGAUGCCAGAAUACACCAUCUAAUGGGGACAUAUCUGAAUCAGAUUACAAACAAAACUGGAUAUCUGCAAUCUGUCUUGAAAAUAAAGUCAAAUACCAUUGUGAAUACAGAAAGACAAACUGUCAGUGGACUUGGGCUGAUCCCAAAAGGGAAGAGGAAAGAGAGGAAGAGGAAGACAGAGGAGGAGAGGAAGGAUCAAGGCCAAUUCUUCUAGGAGACUGGGCAGUAAAAAUUCAAGAAUAAUUCUCCUCUCUACAGUCUUUCAGACCUAAAACUUGAUAUUUUCUAACUUGGGUCCUCACAUAAAGGUCUUUCAUUGCAAUACCCUUUUUACAAAAGCAGGAUGAGGAGGAAGAUGAUGGGAUCACCGACAGAUGCUUCGGUAAGCGAGCAGAACUUGAGCAGAUGAACAGCUUUGCUGCGUGCUAUAUGGCUGAUGAAACAGAUAAGGAUCUUUAAACUCUCGUCAAACAUUCAAAUUGAUCCUGAUAUUAACAACCAUAUUUCAUUUCUUGAUAUGUUUUGCUUUACUGUAAAUUCAUUUUUUAUUUAUUAAUCCACACUUGUAAAGAUUUAAAAAUAAGUGAACACUGCAAAACUGUGAGUUUACAUUUUAAGAAAUCGUGGUACAUAUAUGAUAAAAUCCUUGUUUACUUUGUGAAGUUAUUGUAUAAGAAAAUAAUCUCAUUUUUACAACUUGAAUUUGUAUUUAGAAGAUGUUGAAUUCUUGAAAGCUGAGUCUGAAGUUAAUGUCUUUCAUAGUUCGUCCAAUUUAUUCUGGACUUCUGAAUCUCCUCUUGUCAUGGGCUUAUGUUGGUAUAUAACUGAUCAUUUUGUGUCAUAGGCAGCAAAGGGAAUAUAGCAACUACUAUAAAUCAGUGUCAGCUCCAAAUUAAAAUUUACAUUCUUAUGAUAGUCCAAAAAACACACACAUAUGAUCACACCAGUCGUAUUUAAGUGGUGUAAGUGGUGUGAAAGACAAUUAGAAUUACAGUUAAAUUACUCUCCUAAACUCUGGUCUAAUGACUCAAAUAUUUGCUUUGCCAAACCUGCACACCUGCAGCUGGACAAAUGAAAUGGCUUAUCUUAAAAAAGCAUGAGCAUAAAUGCAUAAGCAACAACCAAAUGACUAUCAGUCACAUAUUCGCUGACAACACAUUAUCACGGCCCAAUUUAUCAGCCGUCCGGUUUUAACACACAGUGUUGUAUAGAACAUAACGUGGAAAAAGAUACUCGGGGUAAUUUGUAAUUCGAUUUCCAGUUAAGUUGACUGUUUCUCUGCACUCAUGUCAUUUUGGAGACUGGAGUUUGUUAAUUAUACAUCUUUGUAACAUAGACACACACACACACACACACAUAUCAGCCAAUAUGUAGAUAGCCCCCUUUUUUUUUAAACUCUCUAAUACUGAGUCAAGCUCUCCACAUUAUUGCAACUUAUUACACUCUCUAAAUACACAAUCCCAUCUGGUCACUUUUAAAUUACAAUGUGGACAGUCAGCCUAUGAGAUUAGAUAUGAAAACCUUGUGACGGAAACCUAUUGUCACAUAAUGAGCUGUUGGAAAUGGGACUAAAGUGAACUUGUAAUGGAACUGAAAAUAUUCCUAUUUUGAGACUCAUCAACAUAUUUCAGUGUCAUCAGUGUCUGAUGAAGUACAUGUGACUGAGUGAAUGUGCGCAUAAAACAAGUUCAUGAACUCA